GAUGCGGGAGGCGCAGGUCCAAUGUUUACGUUUUUAAUAUGUUCAUGCUGCCCGGAUGAAAUGAAAUGGGACUGGAGAGCUAAUUUACAGUCAAAGUCAUCUAUCACCGCCUUAACUCUGCAGAGUCAGUCACCUUGAAGCAGUCCACCCAGAGACGACACAAUGGGGAACACAAGCAGCGAGAGGGCUGCGAUGGGCCACGGGGAGAAGGCCCAGAGGAGGGAUAGCAGGGGCACCAAGGAUGGCGAAAGACCCAAAAUUCUUAUGGACAGCCCUGAAGAUGCAGAUAUUUUUCACGGCGAAGACAUGAAAGCUCCGUUAGAAAAAGAAGAGUUCCUUGCAUGGAGGCAAGAUUUAGAAGUGGAAGACAAAGACCCAACUUUAGACCGACCAACUGUCUUUCGCUGGAAAGGCCAUGGCAAAGAGGUCUACCUCUCUGGAUCCUUCAACAACUGGUCCAAUAAGAUUCCCCUCAUUCGAAGUCAAAACACCUUUGUGACCAUUGUGGAGCUACCCGAAGGGGAACAUCAGUACAAGUUUUACGUAGACGGGCAGUGGACUCAUGACCCAGCUGAGCCUGUUGUAACCAGUCAGCUGGGCACAGUCAAUAACAUCAUCCAGGUGAAGAAAACAGACUUUGAGGUGUUUGACGCUCUCAUGGUGGACUCGCAAAAGUGUUCAGACAUGUCAGACCUCUCCAGCUCUCCCCCUGGGCCGUAUCACCAGGAUGCGUAUGUUCCAAAGCAAGAGGAAAAGUUCAAGUCUCCACCCAUACUUCCUCCUCAUCUGCUCCAGGUCAUCCUCAAUAAAGACACUGGAAUAUCUUGUGAUCCUGCACUCCUGCCAGAACCAAACCAUGUCAUGCUCAACCACCUCUACGCUCUCUCCAUUAAGGAUGGCGUGAUGGUGCUAAGCGCGACACAUCGCUACAAGAAGAAGUACGUCACUACCUUACUUUAUAAACCCAUCUGACGGAAGACCUUGCCAGUAUUAACUGUGAACCAAUGUGAAGUUAAGUAGCAAUACUAGUUCACCGAAGGAAGGAUAAACCUAUCUCCUGUUUAAACUAUAGUAUAUUGAGAAAAGAAAUUGCUAUCUUUUUUAAUACAUUAAUUUGUUAACUCCGUUGACUUAAGGAGUCUUGUAUACAAGAUUACUUGAGCAAAAUGGUAUGAACAAAAUGAUGAAACCUGCGAUUCAUAUGACGUUCUGGAUUAGUUGUGUAGAAACACUUUAUAGGACAGUGUUGUCAAAGUAUCCAUGUAAACAUGUUGUGAGAUUGAGUCACUUGACUUUGCACAAACCUUUUAACCUUUAGUAUGGAUCAUUACUAUUUCAUAUGAAUAAUUAUUGUUGAUAACACGUACCACUUAAAUUAUGUCUGCUUUUUAAGCAUAUAAUGCCACAUUCUCAAUGCUUUCCACCCAACAAAAACAAAAAACAAAAAAAAAAACACUCAGCUACCCUGACAACAAACCUUUUUUUUAAUAGCCUUUAUCGUUGCAUAAAAAACCCGAGGACGAUAUAGUAAUAUUAGACAGACUAAUUAACACCAUUGUUGUGUGAUGUCAGAUUAUUGCAUCUGUGAUGUCGGGGUACAUAAAUGUUUUGAGUCUACACUCUGCAUUUAAGAUGCAUUCCAAUGCACUUUUCCGAGUGGGCGGUUACAAAUUUGUGACUUCCCAGAAUGUAGCAAUCGGGAUGUUGAAGGUCAUUACAUGUUACAUGUAAUCAAAACAAACAUAAACCUGUUGAACAUGAGGCCCAUUUUACCCCCCCAGAAAUCUUAAUGUAUUGUCUGGAGAACAGAAAGACUGUGAUGUCGAAGUCAUUGAAGGCAACAAUGCCCUGUGGUAGUUGUCUACUGUUAUAAUUCCUUUUUCCACUUUAUCUGGUGUAAUGUGACGGUCACCCAGCACACUUUAUUAUGAAAUAUAUUAUGUUUUAUUUAUUUUAUUUAGGUUGCCAAUGUGAUUAGUUAGUUAUUUUACAUAGCACUGACAUUUGUAUUAUUUUGCAUGGCAAUGACCAACAUCAAAUGUAGAAUGUGUGUAUUGUGAAGUCAUGAGAAUUCUGUCGAAAUUUAAUGCAUUGUAAUUAGGAGAAAACAUGUUUUGGUUUUGCCAUUUUGCCCCAAUGCCCUUGAAAUGUUGGCAAUAUAUGGCAUUUUUUUGAAAUAGUUUUUUUUUUUCCUUCUCCAACAGUGUUGCUUUUGUCUUCUGACCAGGCCAGCUGAUUGGACAAGUAGUCAAUAUAAGCUGUUCUGGUCGAUUAAAUGAUGUCUCAGAUAAAUUCUUAUUAUUUAUGGUAAAGUUUAAUUUUCAAAGUUAGUAAAGUUUCAUUUUCAAAGUUUCACAUCCCAAAAACAUGCAUAAAUUGGAGACUAUAAAUUGCCCGUAGGUGUGACUCUGAGUGCAAAUGGGUGUUUGUUUGUAUGUGCCCUGCGAUUGGCUGGUACCCCGCCUCCUGCCCGAUGACAGCUGGGAUAGGCUCCAGCACGCCUGCGACCCGAGUGAGGAAAAGCGGCUCAGAAAAUGGAUGGAAGGAUGGAAAUAUGAUCAUGAUUAGAAAGCAUCUGAUUUGUGAAUCAUUAUCAUAAAUGUGAUCAUUUUACUUAUGGUUAUUUAUUUACAUAUUUAUUUGUGUUCUACUCUCUGGGCCAUUAAGCAAUCAUUCUAAUGAUUCAUUAGAAUAUAAGAUUCAAAUUUGUUCUGUACAAUUCAAAUUGUUGCAGAGUUUUUGAACCCUGCUUCCAUUGUCACGCCUUUGAUUAAAGAUUAACAUAUCAAA
Phycodurus eques (leafy seadragon) is the source of this 2790-nucleotide messenger RNA. It is a transcript of the gene prkab1a, whose product is annotated as protein kinase, AMP-activated, beta 1 non-catalytic subunit, a. The transcript has 8 exons. Gene Ontology annotation, molecular function: protein kinase binding. The coding region runs from base 163 to 972 and encodes 269 amino acids. The record is from RefSeq and is a predicted model, not a curated record. NCBI's taxonomy places the organism in Eukaryota, Metazoa, Chordata, Actinopteri, Syngnathiformes, Syngnathidae. Gene Ontology annotation, cellular component: cytoplasm; nucleotide-activated protein kinase complex; nucleus. Gene Ontology annotation, biological process: signal transduction.